Messenger RNA from Pangasianodon hypophthalmus (striped catfish), 5966 nucleotides. It is a transcript of the gene map3k21, whose product is annotated as mitogen-activated protein kinase kinase kinase 21. The record is from RefSeq and is a predicted model, not a curated record. Gene Ontology annotation, biological process: protein phosphorylation. The coding region runs from base 978 to 4070 and encodes 1030 amino acids. Gene Ontology annotation, molecular function: ATP binding; JUN kinase kinase kinase activity; protein binding. The transcript is spliced from 11 exons. Lineage: Eukaryota; Metazoa; Chordata; Actinopteri; Siluriformes; Pangasiidae.
GUGGGCGGAGCGUGGGACAGGACGCUGUUAUGUGAUUGGUUGGUGCUAUCAGUGAUUGACCGUGGCCCCGCCUCUGAGUGUGUGUGGCUGGCGUGUCGGUAGGGUGAGUGGCGGAGGCAGGCUGACGCCAUGGCGCUGUUCCGCCGAGUUUCUCCGCCAAGUUACUGGACUUCUGGGACUCUCUGCACUUAAACUACUCGCUUUUACUCGAAUUUUGGAGCUUCGGAUUUUCACUUGUGCCCCGGUGUUUUUAUUGUGAGACGGAACACAAAGUUUGUGCUGUGUUUUCAGACGUGUGUGUGUGUAUGUGUGUGUGAAGUGGAGUCAGGUGAACUCAGCGGCUGUAUUAGUAAACUUGGUAAAGAGCUACGUUUAGCUUACUCUGCUAGCUUACUCUGUCGAACAGACGACACGAUGCGUAAAAGUGGGAAACUCAGAGGUAGUAAAGACGUGUUGUCUUUUUAAUUUGUGUUAAACACAUGUGUAUGUGUGUGUGUGUGUGCUCGGUUUGUGUGGUUUAUUCCGCUGGAGUGGGCAGGUAGGAGAUACUUUGCACCUGUUAAGUUAAGCUCGUUGCUAACGUUAGCAAGCUAAUAACUCAGCAGUGGCCUUUACAGACCGGGUCUUCUGUCUGUUCAGCUUUAGAGAAAGUUAACUAAACUUAAAGAAAGUUUAGUUUAGGUUUAAUAAAUGACUGAGUUGUGUGUUUAACAGCGGAAGUUGAGUGUGUAACAUUAUCUCGGCUGAGGUUUGGGACGCUACAGUGUCAGGUUGGUGUAGCUGGUUUAUGUGGACAGCAGGCAGCUCACACUGAAGCCCUGAACGGAUCAGACGCAGACUCGCGCACUGAGUAAUGAGGCGCGCGCCGGCUGUCCCGGUGCUUAUUGCAUGUCUGGAGACGUAACGCAACCCCGGUUUACGUUCAUUUUCCGCUCGGACAUCAGCGCACCUUAUGGUGCCGCCGCAGGCGCCGAGUCAUGGAUGUUCCCCGGGCCGUUUUCCCGAACGGUGAGGGGCGACUAACGGAGCAUGGCUGGCCGGAGAGCUCCACUUCCUCCUCCUCCUCCGCAGCAGCAGCAGCCACCGCCGCCGCCGGGACAUGUCGCGCGCACUCGGCGCCGGCGCGCACGCGCUCGCUGUGGACUGCGGCGUACGACUACGAGGCGAGCGGCGAGGACGAGCUCAGCCUGCGGCGCGGUGACGUGGUCGAGGUGCUGUCCAAAGACGCCGCCGUGUCGGGCGAUGAAGGCUGGUGGACCGGCAAGCUCAACCACCGCGUGGGCAUUUUCCCGUCCAACUACGUCACCUACAGACCAGCGGCGGUGUCCUCACCAUCACCAUCAGCAGCGGCAUCGCCAGAUCCCUUGAACAUCCCGUUCAGCGCGCUCGUGCUCGAGGAGAUCAUCGGCGUCGGCGGCUUCGGCAAAGUGUACCGCGGCACAUGGCGCGAGCAGGAGGUGGCCGUGAAGGCGGCGCGCCAGGACCCGGACGAGGACAUCACCGCCACCGCGGAGAGCGUCAAGCAGGAGGCCAAGCUGUUCGCCAUGCUGCGCCACCCCAACAUCAUCCGGCUCGAGGGCGUGUGUCUGGAGGAGCCCAACCUGUGCCUGGUGAUGGAGUACGCGCAAGGAGGCACGCUGAACCGCGCGCUCACCGGCAGACGCAUCCCGCCACACAUCCUGGUCAACUGGGCCGUGCAGAUAGCCAAGGGCAUGCAGUACCUGCACGAGGAGGCCGCCGUUCCCAUCAUCCACCGCGAUCUGAAGUCCAGCAACAUUUUAAUACUUGAAAGAAUUGAGAACAAUGACAUUGGUAGGAAGACACUGAAGAUCACUGACUUUGGCCUGGCUAGAGAGUGGCACAAGACUACUAAAAUGAGUGCUGCUGGCACGUACUCGUGGAUGGCUCCUGAGGUCAUUAAAUCCUCCCUCUUCUCCAAAGGCAGUGACGUAUGGAGUUAUGGGGUGCUUCUCUGGGAGCUGCUGACAGGAGAGGUACCUUACCGUGGUAUCGAUGGGUUGGCAGUUGCCUAUGGAGUGGCUGUCAACAAGUUAACCCUCCCCAUUCCAUCCACCUGCCCUGAGCCUUUUGCCAAGCUCAUGGAAGAAUGCUGGGAGCAGGAUCCCCACAUCCGACCGAUGUUCGCCACCAUCCUGGAGCAGUUGACAGCUAUAGAGGAGGCUGUGAUGGCCACCAUGCCGCAGGACUCCUUCCACUCCAUGCAGGAGGACUGGAGGGUGGAGAUCCAGGAGAUGUUUGAUGAGCUGCGAACAAAAGAGAAGGAGCUGCGCUCUCGUGAGGAGGAGCUGAUGCGGGCGACCCUGCAACAGAAAUCGCAUGAGGAACUACUGAAGAGGAGAGAGCAACAGCUGGCUGAGAGAGAGAUCAAUGUGCUGGAGCGUGAGCUCAACAUCCUCAUCUUCCAGCUGAACAAGGACAAGCCCAACGUCAAGAAGAGGAAGGGCAAGUUUAAGCGCAGUCGCCUCAAGCUGAAGGAUGGCAACCGCAUCAGCUUGCCCUCAGAUUUUCAGCAUAAGAUCACAGUGCAGGCCUCGCCAUCGAUGGAGAAGAGGAGGAGCCUGAACAGCACCAGUUCCAGCCCUCCCAGCAGCCCCACUCUCAUCCCCCGUCUCCGGGCCAUCCAGCUGAGCUGUUCCAGUGACUCUACACAAAGGAACAGUAUAUAUGUGUAUCACCAAGAUGUGGAUAUCACGAACGAGUGUAAACCUCGUACAGGGAGGAAAGUAACUCUGGACGAGAGCAACAGGACGUGGGGCAGGAGCACCAUCUAUAAGCCUGAGGAGUUUGAGGAUGCGAAGAAGGGCAUAAAGAAGAAGGUUCGCACAUGGGGUCCGAGCUCCAUUCAGACCAAGGAGAGAGGAAACAGUGCUGAAAGGGUUCGGCCGCUCUCGGAUGGAAACAAUCCUUGGUCUACAACUCUGCUGAAAUCCCAGAAAUCUGUUCCACUGGCUGCAUUAUUUGCUGAGCAGGGGACGGCUAAAGAUGAAACAAGCUCUCUCGAAGGUUCAGACAGCAAACCAAAGCAACUCAAGUUCCCCAAUCAGGUCUAUAUUGAUCUACCUCUGUGGAAGGACGAGCAGAGCGAGGGGCCUGGGGUCGGUGUAGGGGGCGGGACAGAGAGCCAGGAGGAGCCAGCCACAUCCACCAGCUCAACAAGCACAACGCCGCAGCACACACCCACCAACAGUCUGAAGCGCGCAGGUGGGCGGCGGCGCACAGACACUGUGCUGUACGGCUGCGCCUCGCUCCUAGCUGCUGUGGCUCUGGGCCUGGACCUGCGUGAUGCCCACAAGGCCACACCCACUGAUGAGAUGGAGCCUCGAGAAGACAGGAAGAAGCGAGAAGGCCUGUUUCAGCGCGCCACACGUUUCCGGCGCAGUUCCAGCCCACGCAGGGACGACAACCUGCUGGCCAUGUCUUCUAUCUCAGAGUGCAACUCCACCAAGUGUCUCCUCCAUUCGGACUCUGAGGGUCUUGAGCACAGCCCUGUAACUGAGGCACCACUUAAUGGCUCUGGAUUCUGCAAUAUCAGCCAGUGCGGCAGAAAUGUGGGCAGGACUGAUCAUCUGUGCCCACCGUUGGUACCAGAGCAUGGCACCACCUCUGGGUCCCGGCUCAGGAGGAAGAAAUCCAGUCCUGCUGUCUGUCAGAAUGCAGCUGGCACCAACUGUUCUGUGUCUAGAGCUGCUGCAGAUGUCCCUGUAGUCUCGUCCUCCCAGAAAAAGAAACCGGACAGAGAAAGCAGCCAGGAAAAGCAGACUGCUUCAGACUCUGUCUCCAGGCCCAGGCCGUUGUCUCUGAGAGCCAAACCUCACUGCUGGGGUCUUCUGAGGAGCCGAAACAAGAGCUACUCUCUAGGUCACUGCUCUGGAGAGAAGAGUGCACAGAGCCUGGGCAUAGUGCUGUCCUCCGAGGUCAAAAUGGGCUGCUCUCUCUUAGACGUGGACACCGAGGGACAGAAACGCGAUUGCACCGUUCCCCUUUGCCGAAUCCAGAGCACACCAAGUCGCCUGUCUGUCUUUGAACUGGAAAAAGAGUUCUUUUCCUGAAAUGAGCUGCCUCUCCUCUCCUCUCCUCUCCUCUCCUCUUAGAGCACAACCCAACCUUCUGACUUCAAUCCAGUUACAGUUAUAUGACGAAAGAUUCUUCUGUGUUCAGGACUCACAAAACAUUGUGGCGUUUGUGCCCAAUUUUAAGAUUUUGCUGCUGGAGUUGUCAUGUUGUACUUUUUUAUUUAUAUUCACUUUAUUUUGAUAAGUAAUUUAAUAUGAAAGGACAUAUGAGCAAAAUGAUCAGCAUUCCGUUUUACUGAAGAAUGGCCAGUGCGUAGCGCAUUCCAUAUAUGUGUAUAUAUACAUAUACAUACAUACAUAAAAGAUGUCGGUAUACUACUGUAUUUCAAGAUUUUGUAGAUUUAUAUUUGUAUUAGAAACAAAGUUGUUUAUUCAACCUGGAUAAUCCUGGAUAUUAGAGGUUAUUCUGAACUUAUAGUGAAUGAAAAUGGGUUGGUUUUUUUUUUUUGUUUUUUUUUUUUGUUUUUUUUUUUAUAUGCUACUGCAGGUUUUUGCCCCCUGGUUGAUCAGAAUGUAGAGGGAUUCUGCUGUAUGGUGCAGACGUGAACUUACAGCAAAUCAGACGUAUUUAUGGAAAAUACGUUAGUUCCCUGAGGAAGUUAGAUGGGUCAUGUGACGUAGUGACUUCCCCUGUAUUGCUUGCUCAGUAUCUGCUUUUCUUUAAUGAAUUUGCCAACAAUAAGAUUUUCCGUGCUCUCUGUAAUAUUUACUCGUUUUAACCCCGAGUAAAAUGGUGCAGUCAGUAUUACAUUCUCAGUGAGACAGUGGUCUCACUGUCUUUGGGUUCCCACGCCACGGAGUUGGCUGUUGUUUGCUUGUUGCUAUUGUUCCCAGGUGACCUUUCCUUUUUCACCACACCUGUGAAACGGGUACAGAGUAUUGUCUGUCAUAUUGAGAUUGUGUGUCUCCCCUGCUUGCUAUAGAGCUCUUUGUGCUUUUAAUGUGUCUGGUUAAACUGAUUUCUCGAAGUUUACAAGCUAUAGCUGCACUGUGGUUUCAGACUUUUCAUAUGAUGAACACAGAAAGCCCUCGUUAUUCAGUUAAAUAUCCAACAUGAGGAAGGGAUUAAUCAGCUUAUAAAAUACAGACUGACAUUCCUCUGAAGAUAGUCUGUGAGGUUAGAAUGUAUUUGUUUUGCUUUUGCUUUUGCUUUUGCUUUAUCUGAACAACUCAAUUGGGAAUGCCAAACAGAGGUGAUGAAGUAUGUGCAAUGCAUUUUCCAUUCAAACACAUUAGUUUUCACUGAAAGUGUGAAAAUCUGUUUUACUGUAUUACCUGAAAAGCAGGUAAUGAAUUCAGUAACAGAAUGGCAGUGAUUACCUGCCCUGUGCCAACAGUUCUUGGUUUUUAAAUUAAGCAUCUUGAUUACAGCUCUGAUGUUGUUUUAUGUAUCAUGUUAGUGGACCAAAAUAUAAUCUGAAUUUGAUUAGCUUAUUCCUUGACUUAAAAUGGACUGUUUUUAUGCAUUCCUUCAACAUAGUUUAAUAUUAAAUGUUCUUUUUUCUUUUCUUAUUCCUUACAACUAUUAGCUUCUCUCAUUCGUCUCACCUGGCUAUUAAAUUGAAAGGUUUUUUGAAUUGCAAUCUAAGCAUCUAUUCGCUAGUAAAGAGCUCCAUUUUAGCUCAUUAAGUGUACUCAGAGCUGGCACACACUGAUCCGCUCUUAAGUAGGUUCUAGCUCAAAGCUCAGUGAAACUAAGCAACAGGGUAUAAUCUGAAUCCUUUCCACAAUGUUUGUUUCCUUGUAAUACUGUGCAAAAGUGUUACCACGGUCAUCAGACCUUAAGCUUGUUUAGAAAAGGAGUUAAAUGUUUGUUUUUUUGUAAACUUCCUUUAUGUGUAUUAGAGAAUAUUAAACAACUGGCUCUGCUGA